ACAGAGAGAGAGAGAAAACGCAUCUCUGUGGGAGAUCACACCACAUUAUGCUGAGAAGCUUGAGGAGGAAAAGGAAAGGGCCAGAUUCUGCAAACCUAUACAAGCUGGUGUAAAUCUUUGGCAAGUGACCAGUGGGCAGCAAACACAUGCUGUAAACUUGGAAGUUUAUACAUGUGGCUGCAGAAAGUGGGACCUGAUUGGCAUACCAUGCAACCAUGCAAUAUCAGCAAUUAACAAGGCAAAAAGAUUUCCAGAGGACCAUGUCUGCAAUUUCUUCAAAAAACCUUUUUACCUUGCUGCAUAUGAACCAAUGAUAUAUCCAGUUCCUGGUGAACAUGAUUGGACAAGGACAAGUGGACCAGACAUAGAGCCACCCAAAUUUCAUGUGAAGAAGGGGAGAAGGAAAGAGAAGAGAAUAAAGGGCAGAUUUGAGGUUCCAAAACCAAAUGACAGUUCAAGAAUGGCCACUAUAACAUGCAGCAACUGUGGGCUCCAAGGCCAUAGGUACACAAACUGCAAGCAACAGUUGCGACCAAAGUUGGCUAUGAGGAAAAUCAAGCAUGUGGCACCUGCAAGAUCAAGGAAUGAAGAUACUCCAUCAGGAUCACAACAGCCACCAACAAGAUCUGCUAGUGCAAGAUCUGCUACUGCAAGAUCUGCUAGUGCAAGAUCUGCUACUGCUAGAUCUGCUAGUGCAAGAUCUGCUACUGCUAGAUCUGCUACUGCAAGAUCUACUUCAAGAUCUGCUAGAGUGUCAGCUAGUGCAAGUGCAAGAUUUGCAAGGCCUUUCACUGCCCCAAGAUUUGCUGCAGGAGCUUCAUCUUCUGGUCCUUCUACUUCUGGUGCUCCUUCAAGUGUCCCAGGGAAUUAUACUCGCUCAAUGUCAUUCUUUACUGCCAGUGGCAACACUUGAGUGAGAGAAUGUUGCUAUUUUGGUCUGAUGGAAUACCAGAAGAUGUGAACUAAGUUAGUUGUGCUACAAAACUGAUGUAUGUUCUAAUGGAGUACUAAGUUGAGUCUGAUGUGAACUAAGUUAUUUGUGCUACAAACCAUGUAUUCUCUGGUCAUUUGUGGACAUAUCAUGCUCCUA
Messenger RNA from Triticum urartu, 1090 nucleotides. RefSeq lists its product as uncharacterized. Lineage: Eukaryota; Viridiplantae; Streptophyta; Magnoliopsida; Poales; Poaceae. The record is from RefSeq and is a predicted model, not a curated record.